AAGUGCCCUUAGCUAGCUCCCUUAACCCAACUUAGAACCAAUUCAAAGUCCAAAACCAUUGACUUGAGCCGAUCUUAAUCCGAUUCACAAGCCAAAAUGGCCUUCGGCCGGGCUAAAGUGAUGCUCUCGAACUCUCUUUGCCUUAUCCAACGUACCAACAAGAAGCUCUAAAAUUGUUGAUAUAAGAUACUUCAUGCUCUUUUGCUUUAUUGGAAUGAAUCCUAUUCCUUCCCUAUCUUCAAAGCUUUUUACUUUUUUUAUAUAUCCUUUGCUUGGUUCUUCUCCUCCUCCUUUGAACGAGGGGUUUCAACUUUCAAGGCCUAAAAGUAGCAGAGAAGAGAGGAUUAAGGGUUUGAAGAGCAUGAACGACUGGGCUGCUCCUUUGAUAGCUGCUGCGCUGUUUGCAUUUCUAUCACCAGGAUUGGUGUUUCAAAUUCCUGGGAAAGAAGGACCUCUUGAUUUCAUGAAAAUGAAGACCAGUAUAGCUUCCAUAUUCGUACACAUGGUGAUCUAUGGUUUGCUUCUUAUUUUAUUUCUUGUUAUCCUUCACAUCCAUCUCUAUGUCUAGGAUUUGCCAAAUAACACUUCUGCUGAAGAUAUAUUUUCUGCUGAAGAUAUAUUUUCUGCUCUAGCUACUAGUUCUUGGGUUCAUUUUUGUUCUUCUCUUUUUGUUUAAUAAAGUUGCAGAAUUCCUACAA
Messenger RNA from Hevea brasiliensis (rubber tree), 698 nucleotides. RefSeq lists its product as uncharacterized. The record is from RefSeq and is a predicted model, not a curated record. The transcript has a single exon. NCBI's taxonomy places the organism in Eukaryota, Viridiplantae, Streptophyta, Magnoliopsida, Malpighiales, Euphorbiaceae. The coding region runs from base 194 to 568 and encodes 124 amino acids.